GAGCAUUUUAUAAAGAUCCCAAGGAGACUUCAAUAGCGUUAAUAUCCUUCGGUGGGUGACAAACGAGGGAACGGCACCGCGGGACGUCCGGCGUCUCGAUGCCACACGACGAAUUAUCUCACCUCCGGUUGAAUAUUUGUGAAAAAUCGCCGAUACCGUGACGACGCGUUACUCCGUUGAUCAACAAAAGACUUCGAUUUCGAAGAGUAAUUAAGGCUAUAAGCUUUUUUCUCGGCCCUCCGGUGUAUGAGUCAAUUCAUAUACACAGGCAAUAAUAUAUUGACAAAUUUCUUAAUAAUCAAGAAUACAAAUAUGAAAUAAAACUUUGAGAAAGAAUUUUUAUUUUAGUUUGGUUUGACAUAGCAGUUCUGACAUAGCCAGUAAGUUCUACAAUUUAAAUUCAUAUCGAAUCCAGAGUACGAUAACCUGAAUGACUUUUGAUUUUUGCAUGUAUAAUCUGCAUAUAAAAUGCGAUUGCCUUUGGUAUACUCUGAUAUACUUUUCAACAUAGACACUUUUAUUACUAAUAAAAUUCGAAGAAUAGAUUUAAUAAGUAAUCAUUGUGAAUUAAUAUAUUGUAUAUUGUCUAUUAUACUUCAGAUAAUCAGACAAAUAAAUUAUUGCUUUCAUCAAAGUUUGUCUUUAAAGAUAGUAAAAACUACAUCUAAAACGUUCAGAAAUGUUUUCCAGCGUAGGCGAUUUUAUAGAUGAUUCCUCAAAGUAUAUCAUUUGUCAUCGGUGACUCUAUUUUUCUUCUCAUACAGGGGUUGAUGGCGAUGGCACUCAUUAUGGGGUAUUUCGAAAUGUUACAGACGAUCGUACGGUACAUUAUCAAAAGGUUUAUCAAACUCCGCCCUCCGGAAGAACGCCGCCCCCGACAUGCGCCGAGGUAUCGUCGCCCCUAUCCUGUUUCUCACCUGUAAUCACGCGCGUAAUCUUCUUCGGGGUAGUAAGACUUGGUCUUCCUCGAGGCAUUACGAACCUAUCGGUUACACUCUACUGUUUAACUCCUUUGAAAUACUACUGGAAAAUUUCCUAAGUCAGUAUUAAAAAUUGAUUUAAAAUAGAUCGUUCCAAAAUAAGUGAUUGUGAUGUCUGUUUGGGACGUUAUGCAAGAUGUACCAUUAGAUUUGAGUUGUCGCGCAACUGAAAAAAAAGUUAAUUUGACGGAUACUUCGAAAUUUCAGCGACGUUUGCCUUGUCAAACUUGUGGAAAAAAUUUUGAUAGACCGUCUCUCCUAAAGAGACAUUUGCGAACACAUACAGGUGAAAAACCACAUGGUUGCAAAGUAUGUGGUAAAAUGUUUAGCACCAGUAGUUCUUUGAACACACAUGCAAGAAUACACACUGGAGAACGACCUCACGAGUGUCCUAUUUGUGGAAAACGUUUCACAGCGUCUUCGAACUUGUAUUAUCAUCGUAUGACUCAUUAUAAGGAAAAGCCACAUAAGUGUAACGAAUGUGGCCGUUCAUUUCCGACUCCUGGAGAUCUCAGAGCACAUGGAUAUUCCCAUACCGGAAAUUGGCCCAUGAGAUGUCCUGUAUGCAAUCGAGGAUUUUGCAAACCAGGAGCUCUACAUCAUCAUAUGCAAUUACACAACGGCGAUCGUCCCUAUCAGUGCACUGUAUGUGACAAAAAAUUCUCGAUUAUCGGAAAUUUGCGAACACACGAGCGAACUCAUCAUUCGCAAUUUUCUAUAAUUAAUUUAAGAGAUUCUGCAAAUGUUGAAAAUGCGAUUUCGAGAGUUGAUAAUGUAAGGUUCGAAUUUUUAAAUACGAACGCACUUCAGUUACCUUCUACCAUUUUUCCUUGGACUUCAUGGCUACCCUUGCAAUACUAAUACGUAGAUUGUAUUUUAUGACUGGUACUUUAUGAAAAUAUCUUGCAUAUAAUUGUAAUUAUAAAAUAUGCGUUUAUAUAAAUAUCGAUUAUAAUAUUACGAAUUUGUUGGGAAAAGAAUGAAUUAGGUACAAUUCGGAU
This is a messenger RNA of Vespula vulgaris, 1981 nucleotides long. RefSeq names its product zinc finger protein 239-like. The transcript has 5 exons. The record is from RefSeq and is a predicted model, not a curated record. NCBI's taxonomy places the organism in Eukaryota, Metazoa, Arthropoda, Insecta, Hymenoptera, Vespidae. Gene Ontology annotation, cellular component: nucleus. Bases 1092 to 1841 code for a protein of 249 amino acids.